Molecule: messenger RNA, 1674 nt
Organism: Pseudozyma flocculosa PF-1
Lineage: Eukaryota; Fungi; Basidiomycota; Ustilaginomycetes; Ustilaginales; Ustilaginaceae
Exons: 6
Coding region: 1-1674 (557 amino acids)
Molecular function (GO): iron ion binding; monooxygenase activity; heme binding
Source: RefSeq, a predicted model, not a curated record
AUGUCGAGCAAGGUCGCCGAGGCCGCCUCACGGGCAGCCGAGCAUGUGCUGCAGCACCCGAUCCAGGCGGCCGCCUACGUCGUCGUCGCCGGCGCCUCGCUCGUCUUCCUGCUGGUCGCCUACGUCGUCUACCUCAGCUACCUCCGUCCCAACCCGCUCCGCCACAUCCCCGGCCCGCCCGCGCACCCGCUCCUCGGCAACUUCCUCCUCAUGGCCAAGGAGCCCGGCGCGCUGGCCGAGGUCCGCUGGUCGCGCCAGUACGCAAAGGACGGCAUGUUCCGCACCCAGGCCUUUUUCGGCAAGCCGGGCAUCGCCUUCCUUCGGCCCAAGGCGCUCCGGAAGAUCCUCGUAGAGGAGCCCUACCUGUACCCGAAGCCGCCCCAGACUUCCAAGCUCCUCGCUCUGGUCGCCGGCAGGGGCCUGCUCACCAUCGAGGGCGAGCCGCACAAGAAGAUGCGCAAGACCAUGAACCAGGCAUUCUCGCUCACCAGCCUCAUCGACCAGUUCCCCGUGUACUAUGAUAAGAUCUACCCGAUGGUCGAGGUCAUGCAACGUCAGAUUGACGCCGCACCGGGGGGCGGCGGCGCGAAGGCCAACGAGGCCAUCAUCGACGUCGAUGCUCUGGCCGCUCGCGCUCUGCUCGACAUCAUCAGCCUCACGGCCUUCGGCUACGACACCGACUCGAUCCGCAACCCCGAUGCCGAGCUCUAUGUCGCCUAUCAUCAGGUCGGCGCGCUGCAGACGGGCAAAAACCAGGCCAUGCUGAUGCCGCUCCUGCAGAUCCCCGGAACGGGCUGGCUGCUGGACAAGGCAUCCGACUGGUCGGACUGGAGCGGCCAGCUGGCCAAGCUGGAGAAGGGCUCCAAGCUGCGCGACCUCUUCCUGCUGCUCAACGGCAUGCACCGCAUCAAGCGCGUCUCGCGCGAGAUCCUGCGCCUCCAGCUCAACUCGGGCGAGCGCGUCGCGCUCAAGCCGGGCUCCAAGGCCAUCAUCGACAUUAUCGAGGAGACCAACCAGAGCGAAAACGAGAGCAGGGUCAGGAGCCUCAAGGAGGCCGAGGACAACAUGAUUAUCCAGGUGCUCACGUUCCUCGGGGCCGGACACGAGACGACGACGAGCGGCGUGUCGUGGACGCUGUGGAACCUCGCCACGCACCCGGAAAAGCAGGACAAGCUGCGUGCCGAGUGCAAGGCGCUGCUCGACAGCGAGCCGCGGCCGCCGUACAGCGCCAUCAAGGCGCUGACCUACCUCGACGCCGUCGUCAACGAGACGAUGCGCCUCACUCCGCCCGUGCCGCGCACGCUGCGGUACGCGAGCAAGGACGACGUCAUCGACGGCACCUUUGUGCCCAAGGGCACGCUGCUGCCCAUCUUUAGCCGCGCCAUCAACACGUUCCCCGAGACGUGGGGCGACGAUGCCAUGGAGUUCCGGCCGGAGCGGUGGUCGGACCUGCCCGCCGGCUACGACCGCACGUUCAGUAUGCUCACCUUCCUCGCCGGCGCCCACGGCUGCAUCGGCAGGACCAUGAGCUACCUCGAGAUGAAGGCUAUGGUCGCCGUACUCGUCGCCAACUUCCGUUUCGAGCCCAUCGAAAAGGACUACCAGCCCGUCAUGGAGGCCCUCAUCACCAUGAAGCCACAGGGUGGCCUGCCCCUGCGCGUCUCAAAGGUCUAG